UGUUUACCUUAUUUAGAAUAAGGAGAAUUAUCUCCGACUUAACUCUUGUAAUAUUUAGAAUAAGGAGAAUUAUCUCCGACUUAACUCUGGUAUUCUCCAGAGAUAUUUAUUGAUUUGAUAUAAAUAUGUUUCCCAAAGAACAUUAUUCUCUAAGGGAAAUUAUCCCCAAAAUAAGAUGGUAUCAGAGCAGGCUCCACGGGCGUGGUUUCAGAGGUUUGCCAAGUUUAUUACUAAUUGUGGUUUUCGUGGUAGUGUGUGUGACCCAUCUCUCUUUGUUUAUCAAUCCGGCUCAGAUACGGCAUAUUUACUGCUUUAUGUAGAUGAUAUUGUUUUGACUGCCUCUAACAAUACUCUCCUACACCGCUUCAUUGAUCUAAUGAAACGGGAAUUUGCCAUAUCUGAUCUUGGACCGCUACAUCACUUUCUGGGUAUUACUGUCACUCGAUCAUCUUCAGGGUUAUAUUUUUCUCAGUCAUUAUAUGCUCAGGAAAUCAUUGCUCGUGCCUCCAUGAAACAAUGUAACCUAGUGUCUACUUCGGUCGACACCAACUCCAAGCUCAGUGCUACUUCAGGUCCUACGAUUAAGGAUCCUACUCUAUACAGAAUCCUGGAUGGAGCAUUACAGUACCUCACCUUCACCCGGCCAGAUAUUUCAUAUGCAGUUCAACAGAUUAACAACAUACUCUGAUGCUGACUGGGCGGGAUGCCCUGACUCUCGUCGGUCGACUUCCGGUUACUGCGUCUUUCUUGGUGACAACCUCAUCUCCUGGUCAUCCAAACGUCAGGCAACAGUUUCUCGAUCCAGUGCUGAAGCUGAAUACCGGGGGGUAGCAAAUGUUGUUGCUGAAACUACAUGGCUUUGCAACCUCCUUCUAGAGCUUCAUCUUCCUCUACGACGUGCUACUAUUGUAUACUAUGAUAAUGUGAGUGCGAUUUAUAUGUCUGGAUACCCUGUUCAACAUUAGCGCACCAAGAAUGUGGAAAUUGAUAUACACUUUGUACGUGAACGCGUUCGUAUUGGUAACAUUCAAGUUCUACACGUCCCCUCUGAAAACCAGUAUGCUGACAUAUUCACCAAGGGACUACCUCGUCAGCUAUUUGUUCGUUUUUGGUCUAGUCUUAGCGUUUUCUCCUCUCCCGCUCAGACUAUGGGGGUGUAAUAGAAUGGAUAUUAUCCUGUUUACCUUAUUUAGAAUAAGGAGAAUUAUCUCCGACUUAACUCUUGUAAUAUUUAGAAUAAGGAGAAUUAUAUCCGACUUAACUCUGGUAUUCUCCAGAGAUAUUUAUUGA
Papaver somniferum (opium poppy) is the source of this 1290-nucleotide messenger RNA. RefSeq lists its product as uncharacterized. Bases 612 to 965 code for a protein of 117 amino acids. The transcript has 2 exons. The record is from RefSeq and is a predicted model, not a curated record. NCBI's taxonomy places the organism in Eukaryota, Viridiplantae, Streptophyta, Magnoliopsida, Ranunculales, Papaveraceae.